Messenger RNA from Clupea harengus (Atlantic herring), 1501 nucleotides. RefSeq lists its product as uncharacterized. Gene Ontology annotation, cellular component: axon; plasma membrane; cytoplasm. Bases 41 to 1501 code for a protein of 486 amino acids. The record is from RefSeq and is a predicted model, not a curated record. The transcript is spliced from 10 exons. Gene Ontology annotation, molecular function: structural constituent of cytoskeleton. Lineage: Eukaryota; Metazoa; Chordata; Actinopteri; Clupeiformes; Clupeidae. Gene Ontology annotation, biological process: intermediate filament organization.
UGUUCUCUCUGCCACUUGCUGUGAUCACAGGUUGUCAGCUAUGACCAUGUCUCUGUCCUUAUCCUCUUCACGGCUGUCUGGUGGGCUUGGCUAUGGGGGAGGUGGCGGUGCCAGGCUGGGCUUAGGGUUUGGGGGAGGUGCCGGCAUGGGUAUGGGGCUUGGUCUAGGAGGAGGCCUGGGCUUGGGUGGGGGAGCCGGUGGCUUUGGUGGUGGUGGUGGUGGUGGAGCCGGGCUUGCCUACGGUGGCUUUGGUGGUGGAGCCGGGCUUGCCUACGGUGGUGGUGGUGGGGCGCUGAUGGCCAGCCCAGCCUUUGCCAUGGGCCGUACCAUGGCAUCAGGAGGCCUGAGUGCUGCUGGCGCUGCCCUGGCAGUGGGGUCCGCUGCGGGCCCUGCCCUGCCCGCUCUGCUCUCCCGGGCCGCCUCGAAGCACACGCUGUCCGGCCUGAACGACCGCUUCUCCAGCUACAUGGCUAAGGUGCGGGCGCUGCAACAGGAGAACGCGGCCCUGGAGGCCAGGCUGUCCCAGCUGACUGGCGGGGCUGACAUGUCCCCUGAAUCCUCUGCCACUUCUAUCGUGGAGUACGAGGCCCAGCUGAGCGAGUACCGCAACACGCUGGAAACCCUCUCCCUCGACUCCGUCAAGCUGGAGAUCGAGCUGGACAACGUGCGUGGCACAGCCCAUGAACUCAAGGCCAAGUAUGAUUUUGAACAGGGUGUGAAGUUCCAACUUGAGUCUGACAUUUCUUCCAUGAAACAGGAUGUUGAGAUGGCGUCAGAUGUUCGAAUUGAUUUGGAUGCCAAAUACAGCAGCCUGAAAAGCGAACUGGACUUUGUCUCCAAGACACAGGAGGAGGAGCUGUCCUCUCUGCAGACCAAGCUCGGCACAGCAGCCAUGGAUACCUCUGUGUCCAUGAUUGAGGUGGACACGGGCAAGUCCUUUGACAUCGCAACUGCCCUCAACAGCAUUAGGAUGGAGUACGAGAAGUCCGUGCAGCAGCACAGAGAGGAGGCCGAUGCUUAUUACAAAAUCAAGAUGGAUGAGAUGCACACAGAGACGGCUAAGAAUUCAGAAGCAAUCUCCUCAGCCAAGGUGGAGAUUUCGGUGACCAGGAAGGAGAUGCAGGCCCUGAGUCUGGAGCUGCAGAGCCUGGUGUCUAUGAACAUGUCUCUCGAGCAGGGCAUGGCAGAAGCACAUGCUCAGGUCAGUGGGGGUGCCUCUAUGUACCAGGCUCAGACCGCCAGCCUUACCUCUGCCAUUGAGGCAGCGAAGGUAGAUCUCCACAAGCAGAUCCUGGCCUACCAGGAACUGUUGGAUGUCAAGCUAGCCCUGGACGUGGAGAUCUCAACAUACCGCAGCUUACUGGAGGGGGAUGACUUCAAAUUAGCAGACUUCACUGAAACAUCCUACACUUUCGCAGCUGGAAGUAGUAGCAUACAGGUGAAAGAGAUCAUCACAGAGACAUCGGUCAUCUCUGAUGCUGAAGGAUCAGAGUCCUCUUGA